This is a messenger RNA of Diabrotica virgifera virgifera (western corn rootworm), 5668 nucleotides long. It is a transcript of the gene aralar1, whose product is annotated as calcium-binding mitochondrial carrier protein Aralar1. Lineage: Eukaryota; Metazoa; Arthropoda; Insecta; Coleoptera; Chrysomelidae. The coding region runs from base 197 to 2269 and encodes 690 amino acids. The record is from RefSeq and is a predicted model, not a curated record. Gene Ontology annotation, molecular function: calcium ion binding; L-aspartate transmembrane transporter activity; L-glutamate transmembrane transporter activity. The transcript is spliced from 13 exons. Gene Ontology annotation, biological process: aspartate transmembrane transport; L-glutamate transmembrane transport; malate-aspartate shuttle.
CAGCUCAUCUGACCUUCAAAGAUGUCACGCACGUCAAUGCUGAAUAAAUCCUCCUCCACCCGCCUAACCUUACUCGCAUGGUGUGUGUAAUGAUUAAAAUAAAAUAAAAUAAGAAAACAAGAUCCGCUAAUUUUUGUUUCCGUGUAUUAAAUUUGAUCUUAAACUUUUAAGGGAGUGUUUAAUAGUUUGGACUGUAAUGGACAAAUUCAACCUGUUUAAGAAAGUAAAUUGUCAAGAGGGCGGUGGAUUUUUACGAAGAGCAAAUGAAGGUAGUUUACACGAAAUAUUCAACAGAUACGCCACUGUGGACAAAAAUGGCGAGAAGUUUAUGACCGCUGAAGAUUUCGUUAUAAAAUAUUUAAAACUCUUGGACGACCAAAACUACAACAAGGAUACAGUAAAGUUGUUGGCAGCAAUCGUUGAUACCAGCAAAGAUGGACUCAUUUCUUACCCAGAAUUUCAAGCAUUCGAGGGACUCCUAUGUUUCCCGGAUGCUCUGUAUAAAACAGCUUUUCAAUUAUUCGAUACUAAUGGAAAUGGCAUGGUUAGUUUCAGUGAAUUCGUUGAGGUAAUGAAGAAAACUGAACUGCACAGGAAGAUUCCUUUCAACAUGGAUUCACCGUUCAUCCAGCUGUAUUUCGGUAAAGACAAGAGCCGCGUAGUAUCCUACAACGAAUUUUCGCAGUUUCUUCAUGACUUCCAUGAAGAGUACGCCAUCGAAGGUUUUAGAAGGGCAGAUACAAAUGGCAGCGGGUUUAUUUCCCUCUCGGCCUUCCAAGAAAUUAUGACCAGUAUAAAAAGUCAUCUAUUAACCAAACAAGUUCAGUCGCAUCUAAUCGAGGCAGCGACAAUAUCACAAGGAGGUAGUCGAGUAAGUUUUCCAUAUUUUAUUGCAUUUAACUCCUUAUUAAAUAAUAUGGAAUUGGUCAAACGCAUUUACCUUAAUGUCACCAACGGUCAUAGAACACAAGAAGUCAGCAAGGAGGAAUUUAUGCAUUCAGCCCAGGCUAUGUCACAAAUGACGCCCUUAGAAGUCGACAUAUUGUUCCAAUUGUGUGACGUUCUUCAUCAAACAGGAUUAUUGCCAAAAGAAGAUAAGGAUUUUUGGGAUGGGAGGAUCGUGUAUAACGAUUUAUACGCCAUUGCACCCGAGCAAUACUUUAAGCAAAUUACGAAUCGAUUGGCCGAAAUCCACGCUGUUUCGAGCCCGGAAGAUAGAGGAGUUGUUAUUCAAAUUUUAGAAAGUACUUACAGAUUUGCAUUGGGUUCGAUUGCUGGUGCCGUUGGUGCUACUGCAGUAUACCCCAUAGAUUUGGUUAAAACACGUAUGCAAAAUCAGAGAGCAGGCUCCUUUAUUGGAGAGUUGAUGUACCGAAACAGUUUUGAUUGCUUCAAAAAGGUUAUUAGACACGAAGGUGUAUUUGGAUUGUACAGGGGACUGGUACCUCAACUACUAGGAGUCGCCCCAGAAAAAGCUAUUAAAUUGACGGUAAAUGAUUUGGUCAGGGACAAACUUAUGGACAAAAAUGGUAAUCUUCCAAUAUGGAGUGAAAUACUGGCUGGUUGUUGUGCCGGUGGUUCACAAGUCGUAUUUACCAAUCCUCUGGAAAUAGUGAAAAUCAGACUUCAAGUUGCUGGUGAAAUUGCUGGAGGGGCAAAAGUACGGGCAUGGACAGUAGUUAAAGACUUAGGUUUCCUAGGACUUUACAAAGGUGCAAGGGCGUGUUUCCUCCGUGAUAUACCUUUCAGCGGUAUCUACUUCCCAGUCUACGCACACACUAAGGCUAAAUUCGCCGACGAAAAUGGAUACAACAGUCCAUUGACACUUCUCUCGGCUGGUAUGAUAGCUGGUAUGCCUGCAGCAGCCCUAGUAACUCCUGCUGAUGUAAUUAAAACUAGGCUGCAAGUCGUUGCUAGAUCAGGACAAACGACCUACAAUGGGCUAUUGGAUGCUGCUAGAAAAAUAUAUAAGGAAGAAGGAUUUAGUGCGCUCUGGAAAGGAACUACAGCUCGUGUCAUGAGGUCUUCCCCACAAUUUGGUGUUACCCUAGUCACAUAUGAAUUGCUCCAAAGAUAUCUCUACGUCGACUUUGGAGGAACUCGCCCAUCGGGAUCCGAACUAAAACAGAUAUCAACGAUAGGAGAUACAAAGAAACCUGCCAAUCCAGAUCACGUCGGUGGAUACUCAGUAUCCCUUCCAAUCUUCUCAGGAAUCGAAAGCAAAUUCGGACUUUGCUUACCCAAAUUUUCGGUACCACAAAAAUCCUAAAGAAAUAUUUUUGUUAGUCCCGAAAUAGGUUUUAAAAAAAUCUUUUUGUUGUUAUCGCUGCUUCAGAAUUGUUAGUUCGCUUGUUUCGUAAUCAACAAACACAUCUAUUGCAUUUUUAUAGUAUAUUUUUAUAUAUCGGUAAUAGACAUAUUUGGAUUAAGAGAUUGUAAAUUAAGAUAUGAAAAACCAUUUUAAUUAUGCAUAGUGUACUCAUAUUCAGACCUAUUCUGUAACUACAAAUAAAAUAGAAAUGAGUCAAAUCGAAUAGAGGUCAGCAAGUCAGAUCGGAAUUUAUAGGAAUUGGUAUUCUGUAACUCAUCUCGACCUCUACUAUCGGGUAGAAAUUGAUUUCGACUACACAAGUCCUGUCGAGAUCACAUUUCGACAUCGUAAUUUGUCUUGACGCUUGCACUUUGGCAAUAUUAUGGUUGUUUUCGCGUUUAUUUGUUAAAUUAAUUAGUGAUUUUAGUCUGUGUUGUUAUUUAUUUAGAUAAUUGUAUAUUUAAUUUUAUAUACUGUAAAAUGGGGUGAAUAGGAACAGUGGGGUGAAUAGGAACAAAACUUCACUAAACAAUUACAAUAAUCUUCCUAAACAUGUAUAUUACUUUCGUUGGGCUAUUUAAUUUUUUUCAAGUUGACUAACGUGAUAUGGCUUUAGGAAAUUUAGGUUUGUGUUGUUGGCGUCACUAGUUCCUAUGUUCUCGGUGUUCAAACAAAGUCGUUAAUUGUGAGGAUAUUUCUCAUCCUAAAAAACUUUCUCAGUAAUUACAAAAUGUCUGUCAAAAUAGCUUGAAGAGUAUUGUUUUUUGUUUAUUCUAACCUUUACAACAAUAUAACAUGAUGAUAUUUUGAUUUAUCUGUUAACUUUUUUUGUUAACAACAAUUAUUACUGUUCACGUCAUGAAUUUGAGAUAUGUGGGGUGGAUAGGAACAUAAUAUUUACCGUGUUGCCAUUCACCCCACAUAUUAGAAAUUACUUUUUUAUCUAAUAUCUCCAUAGAGUAAGUCUAAACGAAAGAAUAUCUCAUCUAACAACAAAUUAUACAUAUUAUAUUGAUCCACACAAAGAGAAUAGAAAGAACCAUGCCUUGCAAGACGUGUUUCUAGCGGUUAGCUAUCGUCUCCAAUGCAAAACAAACUUCUAUCGGGGUUCUCAACCACGCGUGGUAUUAAUGAACACAAUUUUUCCAAUUAUUAUGGGUACUAAUUAUCAGCAUCCGGCUCGAAGGACCAAAUGUGGAUUCCGUAAAUUUGUAAAUAAAUAUUUAUAUGGUUUUCUGCAAACAUUAGAACUGCUGGCCAAAAAGUUUAAAUGGAUGUCAAUGUCAAGACACAACAAGACCCAUGAAGAUUAUGUGUCGCAAAAUAGUUGAGGAAUGAAAAACAGGACCGGGCAGGAAUGAAUCCACAAUAGUUAAAGACAAGUUUCCUAGACUAUUAAAGAAACUGGUUAAUAGUCUUUCAGAGAAAAAUGCCAAAUUCGAGUUUAAAAAAUAUUUUUCAUUUCAACAAUCUCUUUUCCAACCAUACAAACUAUAUAUUUAUUUGUGUAUGUUACUUUACACCUUAGACACUUUUUACCUGUUUCUAUUGACCCUACAAAUGUACGAAUUGGAACACAAUAGUUUUUAAUACAGGUGUUCCCAUUCAACAACAGGUUUUGAUUUUUUGUGAUUAAAGUAUUAACUUUUUAAUUUAUUAACAUCUAAAUAUCAAAAGAGGAAGGCAAGACUCAAAUAACAAUGGAUAAGUUUUAUAUUUGCAAUAUGUCUUGUGUUAGUGACAUUUUUUUCAGUUGAAAGUUGAAAACCGUUCCUAUUCACCCCAUUUUACGGUACCAAUAAUAAAAUAUGCAGCAUCAAGGUUAAUAGAAAUCAUUAAACAUUUUAAGAAUUGCUGCUCUAAUUAAUUUACUGGUAGAAUGUGUAGAUUUGUACGUAUCUAGUGUUUCAAAGUCUACCAUGUAAUUUAAAUGCUCAGCAAGGUUUUUUCUUUGGUGUUCGUGUUCCCAAUCGGUGUUCCACUUGCCAUUUUUUAUUCUGGUUUUAUCGAAUUUGUCAAACUUAACCAAAACCAUCCAAAAUAAACCAAAAUUUCUUCUUUUUUUGAUGAAUUCUCCGCACAGAACACUUAUUUUACUUUACAGUGCGGUGCUGCCACCUCCUCCUGAGCGCGUCAAAUAGAAGUUGACGUUUUCGAUUUACACUGAUUACGAUGUGAGUUGCGGAAUGCUAAUCCAAACACGAAAACGACGCGAUAGAUAUCGAACAUUCCGAUUUCUGGUAAUUACGAUUCGACUUGGUCAUUUCUAUUCGAUUUGUUAAAAGUUGCAGAAUAGGGUUGAUUAAUAAUGUCGUUGGUUCGUUAAUUUUUAUUAAAUCCGAAAAUAUUUACAAUGAUAUAUUAUAUAUUUAUUUAUAUAAUCUACAAUAAUUAUGAAUUGGUUCAAGAAAUAAAUCAUCAGUUGUCAAUACUGUCGAAUGAAACUGUUAGCAAACUUAAUUUUUACAUAAUCCUUAAAAUGAUUUCCUGUAGCGGCUGUAUAUUAUUAUUCACAAAAAAUUAGUAAAAUCCCUACAUCGCGUUUUCGACGUUUUCGAAAUAAAAAGUUCAUCAUCAUUGCUGUUAACAGGUUUUUAAUAUUCUUGAGCCACCAAAAGAUAUAGGUGAAAACCCUAUAAAUGUUGUACAAUUAUAGAAAGUUUACAUAUUGCUUACAAAUGUCUUACAAUUAGAGCAUUAAUAUCUUGAAACGGUCUAUGUCUAUAUUGUUUAAAAGACGAUUUAAAUUAAUAAAAAUAAUAACUGCCAUUAGUUGAUCUUAAGAUUUUUCUAAAUAAGCGAAACAAACGAAUUUUAUAACAAAUGUGAAAUAUUUUAUUGUACAUAGGAACUAGGAUAGGAAUAUAUUUUUUUGUGUCCUUUAUUUUUAUUUAAAAAAGUGAAACAUGUUUUGUUAUCAGGAACUGUGAUAUCUAUCCGUUCUGUAAUUUCUUUUCUGUAAAUUGUAGAAUAUUAGAAGUAACAAAAACAAAAUAAAUUUUCCAUAAUUAUUGAUAUUAUUGUAUAGUUAUUGUAUAUUGUAUAUCAUAUAUUUUUUAAUUUAAAUUUAUAGGUGACCAAUGACCAUUGUUUUCGUUAAUAUUUUGAUUUCUUAUAUAAUAUUUUUGUUAAAUUAGUUCACUAGAUAAAAUUCAUAAGUUGAAUGAAGUUCUUUAAAAUGUAUGAAAUCAAAUUUUAUGUACUUCUUAUAUUUUACAAUUAUUUUAAUGGUUAUAAUGAUUAAAUCGUGUAUUGUAAUCUUACAAACAAAAUAAACUUUUUAGUUCUGCUAAAGUCUGUUGACCACUCUGCGUUGUUAACCUAUUGUACGAAAUAAAUUAUACACAGUUAAAAUUA